This is a messenger RNA of Schistosoma mattheei, 2366 nucleotides long. Lineage: Eukaryota; Metazoa; Platyhelminthes; Trematoda; Strigeidida; Schistosomatidae. The record is from the annotation of a GenBank genome assembly.
UCUUUCUAAAUAAUGAAUUCCAACCGUUUAAACUAUAAACCAAUGUAGAUGAAAUAAGUAAAUACAUAUUGACUGGAAAUCUUUGAAACUGAUUGAUCACUGAGUAGUAGGUGAGUAAUGCUGUUCUUCCUUAGUCGUUAUUGUGUGCGCUUCGGAUUAUUGCAUCGAUCAAUGACGCAAUAUGUGACCAGUAAAGUCUCAUCGUCACCUAUAUUCUAUUUCGAUGUAAAGUAUAUGAAAGGAAUUGACAGGAAGUUGUGACUAGAUUUCCUAGAUUUUGUAUAAGUUGGGACAAGACAAAUUACAGUUGUUGAGUCACUGAGAUUGUGUUGGAUUCGUCUUAGUUGACUUAUAUUGAAUACUGUGUAUGUCAGUGUGUCGAUUAUUAUACUAGUUGUUGAGGUCAGAAAAGUUGUUUGAUGAACUCCCGCUGUACGGAUGUAGUUCGGUAACCGAUACACAUAUGUAUCAGGUUGUAUGUUGCUUGCUUAUCACUGAUUGAAUGGAUUACGUAUAAGGAUUAGUUUAUCGUGUUUAUCUAUGUGAGUAUGUGAAGCUGAACAGUUAUCCAGUGUUCCCUAGAUGUUUGGCUAGUACAUUUUUUUAAUAGUUGAGAUCGUGAAUCAAUUGAAGUUAGACCACCAUGGAAAACCUGGAAUCACUGGACGGCCGUUCCGUCCUAGUACUCCACUUUUUGUCACACCUUAAUUUUGACAUUGUUAAGUGUAGUUGUUUACUGAUUGAUUAUGUUCUUUAACAGACUACUAAGUUUGAAUCUUUUUUAAAAUCAUUUUCCUUAGAAAUGUACGGAUAAUUUAUAUGUAUAUACGUAUCAUAUCUAAUAUAUGGGUGUUAUAAUUAAACCAAUUCUAUUCGAAUUAUAAAAUCUUAUCAAGUUUCCUUGACAACUUCUUAUCCAUUUAAUACAUCAAGUCAAAUAUUGAUUUUAAAUUCUAAUGAUAUCUAUCGAAAUUUAGCUUUUGAAGAAUGUUUAUAUCAUGAAAGUGAGAAACACUUGAAAUAUUUAAAGGAUAAACCAUCAUGGUUUACAAAAAUCUUAUUAUGGCGUAGUAAUUCUUGUAUUGUAAUUGGUCGAUUUCAAAAUGCUUGGAAAGAAGCGAACAUUCCAUUGUUACAUUCUAAUGGUUGGAAAUUAGCUAGACGUCAUUCUGGUGGUGGUGCUGUUUAUCAUGAUCUUGGUAAUUUAAACAUAUCAUUUAUACAGCCUAGAUGUUAUAUGGAUAGACAGAAAUGUAUGGAAUUUUUACAGUCGGUUUUACAACCAUUAUUAAUUCCUUCAAAUUGCUCUAUACAUAUUGGCAAUAGAUAUGAUUUGUGGAUUUCAGAAAAUCAAACUAAUACAAAUACAUUGCAAAAUAUGUCAAAAAUAUCCGGCUCUUCAUCGAAAUUCGGUGCUAAUAUGGCAUAUCAUCAUUGUACAUUACUUUUUGAUGCAAAUUUAAACAAUUUAUCUGAAGUACUGAAGCCAACUUUUAAUGAUUUGAUUACAUCUAACCCUGUUGUAACCAAUAUAUUUGAAGGUCAAGAAGAUCAAUUUAUCCAUUCAAUGAAAGAUUUUCAACAAACAUUAACAUUGUCACAAACAUGGUCAUGGAUUUAUGGUAAUUCACCAAGUUUUCAAUUAGCAUUAGAAAAUUAUGAACCUAAUCUAUCUUAUCUUACUAAUCAAUUUGGUUCCAUUGUCAUAGAUUGUAGUCGUGGUGGAGUUUUUAAAUCUAUUGGAUUUGAUCAUUCUCAUAAUUGUAUUGUAGAUCCUUUAUUGAAAGAUUUUUUAUCAGAGUUAAGUAUAUGUCUUCAUGGUGCAGAAUGUCGAACUAAUUCAUGGGAUUUUAUAUUGGAUCAAUUUGUAUCUAAGAAACUAAUUCAAUUGAAUGGUGAAAAUAUGUCUAAUGAACAAUUGUUAAUAAUUAAGGCGUUAAAAAUGAUUUCUAGUCUAUUUUAAUACGAUUUUUAUUGAUUAAAACCAUAUUUCUAGUUUACUUUUAUUGUGGAACACAUUAUGUACAAGAGCAAUUUCUUUUCAUAUAUUCGAAAGCGUAGUUGGGUACUUGUUAUAUCUCAAAGCCGUCGAUGGAUGGGCAGUGACUUAUCGACCGGAUCAAGGGAUUCAGAAUCUCGAUAGGCUAUUCUUGUCCGUUGUCCCCGACUCAGCUCACUCGAUCAAAAAUUCUUGGUAAGGCGUAGAAAGUGUAUUCUACAGGCAACCAACAGAUACCAGGUCAGGUCAGGUCAAUCAGGCACACAAUUCAAACGUAUAUAUAUAUAUAUAUAUAUAUAUAUAUAUAUAUAUAUAUAUAUAUAUAUAUAUAUAUCUUCAUGGAGUUAAUAUGUGAUUCAGAAUCGAG